GUGGAGUAGCAGCAACAUGGCUGCUGACGACAAGUCCUCGUCCUCGUCCUCCACGGACUGGAGCGUGGAUCCGCCCGUCCUCUCGCCCACAAGCACAUCACAGCUGACCCACUUCAAACCCCUGACACCAGAGCAGGAUGAACCCCCGCUCCGCUCCGCCUACAGCUCAUUUGUCAACCUGUUUCGCUUCAACAACAAAGAGGAGGGACGAUCUCCCUCGGCCACUUCAGAGAAGUCGGACGAGCCGUCCCCUUCUCCCCAGUCAGAGAGGAGGAGCUGGUCCUCCAGUCCUUCUCUGUACGGAUCCAGGGCGCACCGGAAGCAGCAUGGCGAUCACCUGCGACGCACCUCCACCGCCUCAGUGGAUUGGCCAGGUGAACGGUGGAAAGCCGACGCUCCUCUAAGCAAUCAUGACCCUCGCACGGCCGUGCAGCUCCGCACCGCACUGAAGAGGCUGAAGGAAAUCAUGGAGGGAAAGAGCCAGGACAGCGACUUGAAGCAGUACUGGAUGCCAGACAGUCAGUGUAAAGAGUGUUACGACUGCAACGAGAAGUUCACCACCUUCCGCCGCCGCCACCACUGUCGACUGUGUGGCCAGAUCUUCUGCAGCCGCUGCUGCAACCAGGAAAUCCCUGGAAAGUUCAUGGGCUACACAGGUGAUCUGCGAGCCUGCACGUAUUGCCGCAAAAUCGCGCUGAGCUACGCUCACUCUGCCGACUCGGGCUGCAUCGGCGAGGACCUGAGCGCGCUGUCGGACGCACCCUGCUCAGUGUGCGUGCUGGAGCCCAGCGAGCCCCGGACACCGGUGGGGGGCCGCAAAACCAGCAGGAACAUCUUCCUGGAGGAGGACCUCACCUGGCAGAGAAAAACUCCUGUUGGAAUGAGGAAGAAUAUGAUUCACCAGGAGCCGCAGAGCGGCGGCCUCACGUCCAGACUGACAACGCUGCAGGAAGACGUUGGCAAAUCACCGGGGAGGAAGAGGUCUGCCAGCGUGACCAACCUGUCUCUGGACCGCUCCGGAUCGUCCAUGGUGCCGUCGUACGACAGCUCCGUCAGCCCUCCGACAAGUAGAGCCACGUCCGGCUCCAAGAGCGGCUCCAAACUGGACCACAGCGAGGAGGAGAGGAAGAUCCUGCUGGACUCCUCGCAGCUGAAGGACCUGUGGAAGAAAAUCUGCAACAACAACACAGGCAUGGAGUUCCAGGACCACAGGUACUGGCUCAGGACGUACCCCAACUGCAUUGUGGGAAAGGAGUUGGUCAACUGGCUUCUGAGGAACGGCACCAUCUCCACCAGAGCUCAGGCCAUCGCCAUUGGCCAGGCGUUGGUAGACGGCCGCUGGCUGGAUUGUGUUACCCACCACGACCAGCUGUUCAGGGACGAGUACGCUCUCUACCGCCCCCUCCAGAGUACAGAGUUCUCCGAGACACCGUCUCCAGAUAGCGACAGCGUCAACUCGCUGGAGGGACACUCGGAGCCUUCGUGGUUCAAAGACAUCAAGUUUGAUGACAGCGACACGGAGCAGCUCGCCGAUGAGAACGACGACACUAUGCCCAACUCCGCCAGCCCCAGCAAGAGGACAUCGGUCAGCAGCUUCCAGUCGGUGGUGGACAGCGACUCGGCCUCGUCCAUCAACCUCAACAUGGAGCAAAACAAUGUCAACUUCCACAUCAAGAAACAGUCCAAGUAUCCGCACGUGCCUCCUUCUGCUGAGCAAAAAGCUGAAUUUCUUUUGUCCGAGGACGGAGGACAGAACAUUGUCAUAAGCGAUGCCUUCAUUAAAGAGUCUCUGUUCAACCGUCGUGUUGAGGAAAAGGCCAAAGAGAUGCUGUUCACGCCACUGGGUUGGCACCACAGCUCUCUGGACCAGCUGAGAGAAGAGAACGGAGAGAAGAAGGCCAUGGAGAGGCUGCUCUCGGCCAACCACAGCCACAUGAUGGCGCUGCUGCAGCAGCUGCUCUACAGCGAGUCGCUGUCUCUGUCGUGGCGGGACAUCAUCGUCCCAGUGGUCCGGCAGGUCGUCCAGACGGUGAGGCCCGACGUCCGCAACUGCGACGACGACAUGGACAUCAGACAGCUUGUCCACAUCAAGAAGAUCCCUGGAGGUAAGAAGUUUGACUCCAUGGUGGUGAACGGCUUUGUCUGCACCAAGAACAUCGCCCACAAGAAGAUGAACGCUUACAUCAAGAACCCAAAGAUCCUGCUGCUGAAGUGUUCCAUCGAGUAUCUGUACAGGGAGGAGACCAAGUUCACCUGCAUCGACCCCAUUGUCCUCCAGGAACGAGAGUUUUUGAAGAACUAUGUUCAGCGCAUCGUAGACGUCCGUCCGACCCUGGUGCUGGUGGAGAAGACGGUGUCUCGUAUUGCUCAGGACAUGCUGCUGGAGCACGGCAUCACCCUGGUUAUCAACGUCAAACCGCAAGUCUUGGACAGAGUGCGUCACAUGACGCAGGGAGACCUUGUCAUGUCCAUGGAUCAGCUUCUCACCAAACCUCGACUUGGGACCUGCCACAAGUUUUACAUGCAGCCGUUCACUCUGGCCAACAACAACGUGAAGACUCUGAUGUUCUUCGAGGGCUGUCCUCCUCACCUCGGUUGCUCCAUCAAGCUGCGCGGCGCCUCAGAGUACGAGCUGGCGCGGGUGAAGGAGAUCAUCAUGCUCAUGGUGUGCGUGGCCUACCACUCCCAGCUGGAGAUCUCCUUCCUCAUGGACGAGUUCGCCAUGCCGCCCAGUUUGUCUCAGAGCCGCUCGUUCCCCUGCCUGCUGGACGGCACGUCUGCAGAAGAAGACGAGGAGGAGGAGGGAGAAGAGAAGGAGACAAACGGAGAGAGUCAGGAGAAGACCGCAGACACUGAAGACUCAUCAGCGGGAGGACAGACUGAGGAGGAAGGACUUUUCGUGGAAGCUACGUCCACUAGCGAUGAAAGGGACAGUCUUCCUGAAGCGCUGACACAGAGCUCGCCCUCUUCUGGACACCCAGAGCCAAUGAUGUCCACUCCAUUUUCCAGUCCACCUGCACUUCCUCUGGCUGUCUCGCCUCCGUUUCUCAUGGAGGACGACCAGGAGUUGACACUCUCGGACACACUCGUCCCAGCGUCUGAGGGGGAGACGAGAGAGGAGGAGGAGGAGGAGGAGGAAAGGCAGAGUCUGGUGAAGGAGGAGUCUCUCAGUAUGGAGGACGAGGACGGCUCACAGACGCCGACUCCCCGGCUGUUCUGCGAUCCUCUCCAGGACGAUACUGGGACAUUUGUGGCCGAGCAGGUGGCGUCGUUCGACGACCGUCUGAAGUCCAUCUCUGUCGUCUUCAAGCAGGAGCUCAAAGACAUCAUCCUGUGCAUUUCUCCCUUCAUCACAUUCAAAGAACCUUUCCUUCUCACUCCACCGGGCAGACACUGUCCCAGCAGGGAUUAUUUCCCCGAACAGGUCUACCUGUCUCCUCUCCUCAACAAAGACCUAAAGGAACUGGACGGACGCAGAAAGCGGCAGCUCCUCAAAGACUCCGCCCCCUCCUCGCUGGUCAUGGGUCAGACCAACGGCACGGCUCCGCCACGGCCCAUCGACGUGCUGCCCUGCCACAAUCUGACCAGCACCCGCAUCAUAGAGCAGCUCAACAGCAGCCACGAUCUGGCCAGGAUGCUCGCCGACUACAGAGCGAAGGGCGGUCGCAUCCGGCAGAGGGAAAACUCCGACCCGUUCUGCGCCCCCAGCGUCGCAGCAGUGGUCAGCGGCCAGAGCCGCGGCGGGGAGACGGCGGUCAGGGCACCGGUGAAGGCCGACAGUGAAGAGGAGAAGCCGAGUAAACAGAAUGAUAUGACGUGGGCACCGAAGCUGGACUGUCUGAACCCCGUCAACCAUCAGAGACUCUGCGUCCUCUUCAGCAGUUCGUCCGCCGAGUCCAACAACGCGCCCAACCCCUGCGUCAGCCCCUGGAUCGUGACGAUGGAGUUCUACGGCAAGAAUGACCUCUCUCUCGGUGUGUUCUUGGAACGAUAUUGUUUUAGGCCGUCUUACCAGUGCCCCAGCAUGUUCUGUGAAACUCCCAUGGUGCACCACGCCCGGCGCUUCGUGCACGGCAGCGGCUGCGUGCAGAUCGUGCUGAAGGAGCUGGACUCUCCGGUGCCCGGUUACCAACACACCAUCCUCAACUACUCGUGGUGUCGCGUCUGCAAACAGGUCACACCAGUCGUGCCGCUGUCCAACGACUCGUGGUCCAUGUCUUUUGCCAAAUACCUGGAGCUGCGCUUCUACGGGCACCAGUACACGAGGCGCGCCAACGCCGAGCCCUGCGGACACUCCAUCCACAAAGACUACCACCAGUACUUCUCCUACAACCAGAUGGUGGCGUCCUUCAGCUACACGUCAGUGAGGCUGCUGGAGAUUUGUCUUCCUCGUCCCAAGAUCUUCAUCAGGAACCAGGGACCGUCCAAAACCAACCUGCAGCUGGACGUCAAGGACUUCUCCCAAAAAGUGACGCAGGUUUACUUGGCCAUCGACGACCGUCUCACGUCCCUGAAGACGGACACCUUCAGUAAGACGCGAGAGGAAAAGAUGGAGGAUCUGUUUGCCCAGAAAGAUAUGGAAGAGCACGAGCUGCGGAGCUGGAUCGAGAAGCUUCAGGCUCGGCUGCAGGUCUGCGGCGUGGACUCUCCUCAGCAGCUUCAGGUCGUCCUCGAGUCGCUGGUGAUGAAGAAGCAGGGCCUGUGUGAGAUGUUGCAGUCCUGGAACAACAGGCUGCAGGACUUAUUUCAGCAGGAGAAAGGCAGGAAGCGUCUGUCUGUCCCUCCCAGCCCGGGCAGACACAGACAGACGGCGGCUGACGACAGCAAGGGCGCCCUCGACUCCUCCCCUCGUAAUCCCUCUCCUGUCGUACAGAACGGAGAAAAAGAGGACCGUCUCCUCAGCGCCAUGACCUCGGCGUCCUCCUCCUCCCUGCUGCCGUCACCAGGAGACCCCGGAGCUGAGCCCUUCACUCCCGGUCCGUCCUUCACCGAGCAGGACUCGCUCAGCAUCCCAGAAGAUGUUUUUGACGGACACUUGCUGGGCUCCACUGACAGUCAAGUGAAGGAGAAGUCCACCAUGAAGGCCAUCCUCGCCAACUUCCUGCCCGGCAACAGCUACAACCCCAUCCCCUUCCCCUUUGACCCGGACAAACACUACCUGAUGUACGAGCACGAGCGAGUUCCCAUCGCAGUGUGUGAGAAAGAGCCGAGCUCCAUCAUCGCCUUCGCUCUCAGUUGUAAAGAAUAUAAAACGGCUCUGGACGAUUUAUCCAAGGUGUCAAACGCAGGAGGAGACGAGACGCCGCAGGUCGUCAGUGCUGAGAGUCGAGCGAAGAGCAGCCCAGCCAGACCCAACGAGUCGAUCUCGUCCCUGUCGAGCCGCAGCAGCCUCGACACCGAUCCUCUCAAAGAUUCAGAUCUGACCGACAAACAGAAGAAACAGACUCUGAAUCCACACAUCGAACUACAGUUCUCUGACGCCAACGCCAAGUUCUACUGUCGCAUCUACUACGCCGAGGAGUUCCACAAGAUGAGGGAGGAGAUCAUGGAGAGCAGCGAGGACGACUUUGUCCGCUCGCUCUCGCACUGCGUCAACUGGCAGGCGCGCGGCGGCAAAUCUGGAGCCGUGUUCUACGCCACGGAAGACGACCGCUUCAUCCUGAAGCAGAUGCCCAGACUGGAGGUCCAGUCCUUCCUGGACUUUGCUCCUCACUACUUCACCUACAUCACAGGAGCCGUGCAGCAGAAACGUCCGACGGCGCUGGCAAAGAUUCUGGGCGUUUACCGCAUCGGCUACAAGAACUCUCAGAACAACACGGAGAAGAAGCUCGACCUGCUCGUGAUGGAGAAUCUCUUUUACGGACGCAAGAUGGCUCAGGUGUUUGACCUGAAGGGGUCGCUGAGGAACCGCAACGUGAAGACGGAGUCGGGGAAGGAGAGCUGCGAGGUGGUUCUUCUGGACGAGAACCUGCUCAAGCUCAUCCACGACAAUCCGCUCUACAUCCGCUCGCACUGCAAGGCCAUCCUGAGGGCGGCCAUUCACAGCGACGCCUACUUCCUGUCCAGCCACCUCAUCAUCGACUACUCCCUGCUGGUGGGACGCGACGACGCCACGGACCAGCUGGUGGUCGGGAUUAUCGAUUAUAUCAGGACGUUCACCUGGGACAAGAGACUGGAAAUGGUCGUGAAGUCCACCGGAAUUCUGGGAGGUCAAGGAAAGAUGCCCACCGUCGUCUCUCCCGAACUCUACCGAGCGCGUUUCUGUGAAGCCAUGGACAAAUACUUCCUGAUGGUUCCCGACCACUGGACCGGCCUCGGCGUCAACUGCUGAGUGGGCGUGUCCGCGGCGACGGCGGCGGCCGAGCAGGUGCAUCAAAACACAAACACUCUCUGAAACUCUGACGUCUAAAACUGGACCUUGUAAAUAACUUUAUCGAGACUGAAGCGCGACCACGACACAGCACAGGAUCAUUCCACUGACGCGCAGCGACGCCUGCGAGCGUCACAAACACUUUCAAUCUGUUUUUAAUCUGUUAUUAUUUAUCUGCUCCUGUGGAUUCUGACGAGUUUCUCGCAGGCUUUUCUGCUUUUUAUUUUAAUAUUAGUCCCAACGUUUCAAACAAACAAACAUUAGUGCUGUGCUUCAUUCAUGUAAUUUAAAGUUUGUAAAUGUACAGAGAUUAUGUAACUAUUAAAAGAUUAUUGACUCAGA
Solea senegalensis (Senegalese sole) is the source of this 6712-nucleotide messenger RNA. It is a transcript of the gene pikfyve, whose product is annotated as phosphoinositide kinase, FYVE finger containing. The transcript has 43 exons. The record is from RefSeq and is a predicted model, not a curated record. Gene Ontology annotation, molecular function: ATP binding; 1-phosphatidylinositol-3-phosphate 5-kinase activity; metal ion binding. Bases 17 to 6331 code for a protein of 2104 amino acids. Gene Ontology annotation, biological process: intracellular signal transduction; phosphatidylinositol metabolic process. Lineage: Eukaryota; Metazoa; Chordata; Actinopteri; Pleuronectiformes; Soleidae.